Molecule: messenger RNA, 1535 nt
Organism: Teleopsis dalmanni
Lineage: Eukaryota; Metazoa; Arthropoda; Insecta; Diptera; Diopsidae
Gene: Hs2st
Product: heparin sulfate O-sulfotransferase
Exons: 7
Coding region: 322-1419 (365 amino acids)
Cellular component (GO): membrane
Molecular function (GO): heparan sulfate 2-sulfotransferase activity
Source: RefSeq, a predicted model, not a curated record
GAAAAAAUCUGAAUUGUUUUCUUGUAAUUUAAAAGGCGUGAUAGCCGCUGUACACAAAUGUUUUCGGGCAAAUGUCAAAUUUGUUGUGAAUCAAUGAGAAGUUAGCACAACAAAAAUAGUUUGCUUCGCACGUACAAUUAAUUGCAUAUGAAGAAAAAGUAUUUGCAUACUAAUGUCGUUGCGUUGCUUACGAAAAAUCAAGAGGAAACAAAAUUAGUUUAAGCACCAUAUAAUAAUAUCAGACAUAAAACCAGAAAGCAUUUAACGAAAUAAAACAAUGAAAAUUUGUGCUAAAUGUGAUAUUUGCACAGAGAUUUCGGCAUGAUGUUGCUGUUGCACAAAAAAUUCAAAAAAAUAUUUUUAGCCACAAGACCAUUGCAUUGGUUAAUACUAGGUGCAGUGUGCUUAUUCACUUGUGGAGGAUAUUGGUUUUUGUGGUCUGAGGAGCAUUUGGAGACAUUACACAAUGCGAUUAAGCCUUUAGCGAAAAUAGCCGCACCUGGUGUACCUAGUGGUGGUUCAGUUCAAUAUGUCACACAGAGCACGGUCUCAUUUGGAGGUGAUGGUUUCGAUUACGAAAACCAAUUGGUUGUGCUGUAUAAUCGGGUACCAAAGACAGGUUCCACCAGUUUUGUCAACAUUGCUUACGACCUGUGUAAGCGCAACAAAUUUCAUGUACUGCACAUUAAUGUCACUGCAAAUAUGCAUGUGCUCUCAUUGCCUAAUCAGAUUUCCUUCGUACGUAAUGUAACGAAAUGGCAUGAAAUGAAACCAGCUUUGUAUCAUGGACACAUGGCAUUUUUAGAUUUCUCUAAGUUUCAAAUAUCGCAUAAACCUAUCUAUAUUAAUAUAGUUCGUAAGCCGCUCGACAGAUUAGUUUCGUAUUAUUAUUUUUUACGUUCUGGUGAUAAUUAUCGACCGAAUUUAGUACGCAAAAAAGCGGGUAAUAAAAUUACGUUUGACGAAUGCGUUGAACUUAAGCAACCGGACUGUGAUCCUAAGAAUAUGUGGCUGCAAAUACCGUUUUUUUGUGGUCACGCCGCCAAGUGCUGGGAACCUGGCAAUGCAUGGGCACUUGACCAAGCUAAACGUAAUUUGGUCAAUGAAUACUUUCUUGUUGGUGUUACAGAGCAAAUGGAAGAUUUUGUGGACUUACUGGAAAUAUCUUUACCGCGGAUAUUUCAAGGAUUUCGCGAACAUUAUCAACAUUCCAACAAAUCACAUCUGCGUCAGACAUCGUGGAAAUUAGCACCAAGUGAAGAGACUAUCGGUGCUAUAAUGGAAUCCAAAAUAUGGCAAAUGGAAAACGAGCUCUACGAAUUUGCUUUAGCGCAAUUCGAAUUCAGUAAACGAAAGUUAGUUGUUCCAGAUAAUAAACAUUUGCAGAAAUACAUGUACGAGAAAAUUCGACCAAAAUAAGAUUGCUUGGUCAUAGUACAGGGUACUUUAAACGACUAUCAGUGUAUUAUAUGUGUAUUUUAUUAUUUAUUUAAACAACUUUUUAAUGAUUUUAUUUGACUAAUGUUCUUUAUUGU